Messenger RNA from Auanema sp. JU1783, 1287 nucleotides. The record is from the annotation of a GenBank genome assembly. Lineage: Eukaryota; Metazoa; Nematoda; Chromadorea; Rhabditida; Rhabditidae.
AUGGUGGCUCAACGAAAGCAUGUAUAUAUUCCUAUUUUCUUAUAUUCUAUAACUGCUUCAAUGUUCAUGCCUGUGAUGCAAUCAUUCCUAUUUGCGAAAGUAUGCCACUUCCAGCUGGAUAGUAAUGGAACAAGUCUGAAUUGCACAAAUAAGGAGGCUUCUAAGAAUGUAACAGUGCACAAAGAAACGAAUAUGAUUUUCUUAUUCGCGUCGGUUGCCAUUUGUCUUACUGCAAUGGCAUCUUCCGGGCUUAUUGGCAGAGUGAGCGAUAAACGUUCCAGGAAAAAAGCUCUACUAAUUCCAUUUGUGGGAUUGAUAUUGUCAGAUGUCACUUUGAUUGUUCAAGUUUACUUUGACCAGAUUUCUCCUUACUUUCUGAUUGUCUCCGAGUUUAUUUUUGGAUGUUUCGGGGGCUACAUAGCCAUUUUUACAUCCGCAUUUGCAUUUCUUUCUGCUUUCAAGUCUACAGAUGAAGUUAGAAGUAAAUCAAUAGCGAGAAUGGAGGGACUGAUUGGCCUAGGAGGUAUGGUGGGGUUCAUGAUUAGCAGUCAAAUCGCCAAAAUUACUUACUUCUAUGGUUGUAUCAUAUUCUUUUGCAUUCAUUUCCUCUGCCUAUUGUAUAUAUCAUUUGUCACGGAGGAUAUAGAAACUGAAAGCUCUAAGGAGGCGGAAAUUUUAACUGAUCAGGAAGUUGCUCCAAUCAUUUCUGAUAGCAGAAGAAGAUGGGUUGUUAAAUUAGUAUACGUCUGUUUCGCCUGUUCGUUCUUUGCUUUCAUAGGUUCAACUCAUAUCCUGUUUUUCUACUUGAAAAGCCGAUUUGAUUGGGACGCUGAGCAAUACAGCUAUUUACGUGUUGGGAUACAAUUCAGCUCAACAUUUAUGGCCCUAGUUGCAUACCCCUGGUUAAAAGGAAAGGGCAUCAAAGAUACAACACUUUCAAUCGUGGGACUAUUGGCGAGAGCCCUCAGUAAACUCUGGAUAGGAGUAGUGCCAAACGCAUCACUAAUGAUAACAUGUGUCUUUUUUGAAAUGUUUUCGAGGUUUCCUGCUACAGCUUUGAGAUCUUUGAUUGCAGCCAACGUGGACGCACACGAGAGAGGAAGUGCAUUUGCGAUAGUAGGUACGAUAGAAGCGUUCUGUAAUCUUCUGGCUGCUCUCGUGUUUCACACUCUGUUUCCGUUUUCACUCUCCUUCUUCCCACAAUUGUCUUUCAUUGUUAUGGCGGUUUUGAUAAUCCCUCCUACAUUCCUGUUAAUGUUAUUCAAAAAAAGCUUCGUGGAGAACUGA